Messenger RNA from Rhipicephalus sanguineus (brown dog tick), 732 nucleotides. RefSeq names its product lipase 1-like. The transcript is spliced from 6 exons. Bases 1 to 723 code for a protein of 240 amino acids. The record is from RefSeq and is a predicted model, not a curated record. Lineage: Eukaryota; Metazoa; Arthropoda; Arachnida; Ixodida; Ixodidae.
AUGAACUUCCAAGUCACCGUCAAGAGCAUGGCUUCCAUGACUCUAAUCGUCGACGCUAGCUACCUGACCAUCGGUGGCGAGCGCAUUCCUGUCGUUCCUGUUGGCCCGCAGUGCGAGCUGAUCAGAUUCUUCGGAUUUUCCUGCGAGACGACCGAGGCCACAACAGAUGACGGCUACGUCAUAGAAGUUGACAGGAGUGCAGGCUUCCUUCUGGCUCAACGUGGCUAUGAUGUAUGGAGCAUGAACACUCGGGAGAUUGCACAUCGCUCUCGCCACAAGACUAUGAGUCAAAAAGACGACCGGUACUGGCAGUGGAGCUUUGACGAAAUCGGUCGUUACGAUAUCGCUGCCGUCAUCGACCUUGUAUUGAAUGUCACCGGGAGAAGCAAAGUGACGCUUCUCGUAUUUUCUCAAGGCACGGCUGCAAGCUUGAUUCUUCUUUCCACGAGGCCGGAGUACAACGAAAAGAAAAAGCCUCCCGCUUACGACGUGGAUCGCAUCACCGUCAAGAUUGCGCUGUUCUCGUCAGAGGGAGACACGGUCGCUGAGCCGAAAGAUGUGUCUCUCCUUGCUGAAAGGCUCGGCUCCAACUUGCUCUUCCGCUACGUGGUGCCCCGAAAAGACUUCCGUCAUCUGGACUUCUGUUGGGGCUACCAGGCGACCGAUAUCGUGCACGACUUGAUGCUUGACACUAUCGAGAAGUACUCCGGCACAAGCACUUAACCAGCACUA